Molecule: messenger RNA, 6294 nt
Organism: Cinclus cinclus
Lineage: Eukaryota; Metazoa; Chordata; Aves; Passeriformes; Cinclidae
Gene: USP15
Product: ubiquitin specific peptidase 15
Exons: 20
Coding region: 1999-4578 (859 amino acids)
Biological process (GO): protein deubiquitination
Molecular function (GO): cysteine-type deubiquitinase activity
Source: RefSeq, a predicted model, not a curated record
GGGAUGAAUAUGAUUCAGAUGUAGUCCUCCAAAGAUGCAGGAAUCACACAGGAAUUUAUUAGCAGACUUUUAAGUUCUGGCCUCUGAUAAUAAUGAGAAGAACUCCUGCUUUAGUUGCUUAUUGAUAUUUAACUUUUAUUCAGAUUUUUGAGGCUUAAAUGUGUAAUAUUGAGGCAGGGGGAUGCAAAGGAUAAAAUACUUUCUUUUUCUGGAAGUAAGUUCUCUUAAUAAGUAUCUCAAGAAGAAUUUGCUUUAGAAGCUUGCGUGGCUACUAGUGCAAAUGAUUUUGUAAUUAGGUAAAUAACUCUAAAACUGUAUUGACUAUGUUAGUGAAAAGCCUAGCCCUAAUAAUGUUAACGUUGGUGGAGUAAUUGGUAGUUUCUUCCUGAUAAACACACUGUGCUCUAUUGCUUGCUAAGGGAGUUACUUCUUUAAGCAAAAAGCUUACCUCUACACAAGUAGUCGUCCAUGGUAUGGUGGAUAGUGUGGCCCUCCAUCAAUAUGAGAUACUGAAUGAUUACCAUCUUUACAUUUGUUUUUGUUUGCCCCAGCACAUAACACCCUUAUUAUUACGGUGAUAGGAUAUUUCACCAGUUCAUUGAUCAUGCUGUCUUUUUUGUUUGUGUUAUUUCUUAAGAUUUUCAAGUGAUUGCAGUUGCAUCCUCACUAGACUGAAUUACUUUGUUUUUAAUAUACAUGUUGGUAUAUUUAUCCUUUCUGUACUGACCACUAAGGUGUAUUUUUCCAGUUACAUGGAUCUUUAUUUUAAUUAUUUUAAAAUCGCUGAAAAAAUACUUGGCUUAGAAUUUAAUUUUAUGAUUUCUGGUGUAAUACAGCUUUUAUUUCCUUCAUAUGACAAAAGUAUGGUCUAACUGCAUGAAUGCUGGCUGCUUAUUUGAAGUCCAUCCUUACAAAUAAAUGGUAGAUACGGCUGUAGAAGUAAUUUCAGGUCUUCAAAAUUAAUUUGGCCAGCAAAAGAAUUUUGUCUAAGGGUUUUAUAAUAUUUUCUCUAGUGUGAUAAAAUAGUUGUUUGGUUUUUUGGUUUUGUUUUAAAGAGACAUCCCUGAAAUGUCUGUCUUGUCUCGUUCUGUUAGAGCUGAAAUUUGUUAAAAUAACUCUCCUUCUUUAAAGAUAUAUGUUAUCAACUUGUUACUGUUUUAUCUGAAGAUGGAUUUCAGUAAACCGUGUACUUUUCCAUCAUCAUGGCAAACUAAAAAGUCUGUAAUUUUUUUCAGUUUGGGAAGAAGAUGGAGAGAGCAGGAAAUUAGCGUAGCUUCCAUUCCACUUCAGAUUAGCUAACUGGAAAAAUACAUGGAGUAUAAUGUGGCCAGGUAAACUGGCAUAACUUUGUUAUUUUCUGAGAAACAUUCCAUUUCAGCAGUUUUGUUUCUAAUGUUUUUGUCAUUCAUUAUCAUUUUUCCUGUCUGCCUUUACGGGUUGCUUUAUUUUUCAUAAAUGUAUUAUACUUUCAUCUCAUAUGUUGCAUCAGCUAUUUCUGAAAUGUGGAUCCACACUUUAAAUUGAUAAAAUUCUGUAUUUAAUCUACAUCAAUUAUGCUAAGGCUUCUUGUAGUAGGUUAUACUACCACUAGAGUGCUAGUUUUUAUUCUUAGAAAUGUCUUAGCCAUGUUGCAUAGUUUUGUUUACUGCCACUAUUUUGUUGUGAGUCUAGUAGCUGAAAACUAAUAAGAUAUUUGAAUUAGGAUGCAUUUUUGUUUAAAUGCCGUGAUUGACAGUCAUUAAAGCUAAGGCAAGCAGUGAAAUAAUUGACUAAUUUCUUCAUCUUUUUCCUAUGGUACAUAUAUAUAAGUUAUAUUUGUACAGCAGAUAGCAGAUCUCUCCUAGCAAUUAGCUGGUGGCUUUAUUUUAACCGUAUUUGUCAGAUGUAUCACAUAUCAGGCUGAUGGCUAUUUUUGGAGCAGUCUACAUGACUAAGAGUACUGCAGUUACACUUUGGAAGAUGAAAGGGAAAAACAUUUGAGAGGUCGUUGAACAGGGUAUGUUUGUUAAGCACUGCAAAGUAGAAGUAUAUCUAACAGAAUUAAAACUGUGUGAAAAUGGAAAUAUGAACAAUGUUGUCACACGAAGAUUUAGUAAAGCUGAUACAAUAGACACAAUUGAAAAGGAGAUAAGAAAAAUCUUCAAUAUUCCAGGUGAAAAAGAGACCAGAUUGUGGAACAAAUACAUGAGUAAUACUUUUGAACCUUUGAAUAAACCAGACAGUACCAUACAGGAUGCUGGUUUAUACCAGGGACAGGUCCUGGUGAUAGAACAGAAGAAUGAGGAUGGAACGUGGCCAAGAGGUCCUUCAACUCCUAAGUCCCCAGGUGCAUCCAAUUUUUCAACUUUACCAAAGAUCUCUCCAUCUCUAUCAAAUAAUUAUAACAACAUGAACAACAGAAAUGUGAAAAACUCAAACUACUGUCUCCCAUCAUAUACUGCUUAUAAGAAUUAUGAUUAUUCAGAGCCAGGAAGACACAAUGAGCAGCCAGGCCUGUGUGGCCUCAGUAACUUGGGGAAUACAUGUUUCAUGAAUUCAGCAAUUCAGUGUCUGAGCAACACACCUCCUCUUACAGAGUACUUCCUUAAUGAUAAAUACCAAGAAGAGCUGAAUUUUGACAAUCCUUUAGGAAUGCGAGGUGAAAUAGCAAAAUCUUACGCUGAGCUUAUCAAGCAAAUGUGGUCAGGAAAAUACAGCUAUGUUACCCCAAGAGCAUUUAAGACACAAGUGGGACGAUUUGCACCACAGUUUUCUGGUUAUCAGCAACAAGAUUGUCAAGAGCUACUGGCUUUUCUCUUGGAUGGCUUACAUGAGGAUUUGAAUAGAAUUAGGAAAAAGCCUUAUAUUCAGUUAAAGGAUGCGGAUGGGAGACCAGACAAGGUGGUUGCUGAAGAAGCCUGGGAAAACCAUUUAAAGAGAAAUGACUCCAUCAUUGUAGAUAUAUUUCAUGGCCUUUUUAAAUCUACCUUAGUUUGUCCUGAAUGUGCUAAGAUAUCUGUAACCUUUGAUCCCUUCUGUUACUUGACACUUCCAUUACCCAUGAAAAAAGAACGCACUUUGGAAGUUUAUUUAGUUAGAAUGGAUCCACUUGCAAAGCCUAUGCAGUACAAAGUAGUUGUUCCCAAAAUUGGAAAUAUAUUGGAUCUUUGCACAGCGUUGUCGGCUUUGUCUGGUGUUGCUGCAGAUAAGAUGAUUGUUACUGAUAUAUACAAUCACAGGUUCCACAGGAUAUUUGGCAUGGAUGAAAAUCUAAGUAGUAUUAUGGAACGCGAUGACAUUUAUGUAUUUGAAAUUGCUAUCAAUAGAACAGAAGACACGGAACAAGUCAUAAUUCCUGUUUGCUUAAGGGAAAAGUGCAGGCACACUAGCUACAGCCAUAGUGGUUCUUUACUAUUUGGUCAACCUUUUCUCAUAGCAGUGCCUAGAAACAAUACUGAAGAUAAACUGUAUAACCUGCUGCUGCUAAGAAUGUGCCGAUAUGUAAAAACAUGUACUGAAAGUGAAGACACUGAAGGUUCCCUGCAUUGCUGUAAGGACCAUGGUAUCAAUGGUAAUGGCCCAAAUGGAAUACAUGAAGAAGGAUCCCCAAGUGAAAUGGAGACAGAUGAGCAAGAUGAUGAAUCCAGCCAGGAUCAGGAACUUCCCUCAGAGAAUGAAAAUAGCCAGUCAGAAGACUCAGUUGGGGGUGACAAUGACUCUGAAAAUGGAUUAUGUGAGGAUACUUGCAAAGGUCAACCACUCACGGGACACAAAAAGCGAUUGUUUACAUUCCAGUUCAAUAAUUUAGGCAAUACUGACAUAAACUACAUCAAAGAUGAUACCAGGCAUAUUAGAUUUGAUGAUAGGCAACCUAGGCUUGAUGAAAGAUCUUUCCUUGCUUUGGAUUGGGAUCCUGAAUUGAAGAAGAGAUACUUUGAUGAUAGUGCAGCAGAGGAUUUUGAAAAACAUGAAAGUGUGGAAUAUAAGCCUCCCAAAAAGCCUUUUGUGAAAUUAAAAGACUGCAUUGAGCUGUUCACAACAAAGGAAAAACUAGGUGCUGAAGACCCAUGGUAUUGUCCAAACUGUAAAGAACAUCAGCAAGCUACUAAGAAGUUAGACUUGUGGUCACUUCCCCCCGUACUGGUAGUUCAUCUGAAGCGCUUUUCCUACAGCAGAUAUAUGAGGGACAAGUUGGAUACAUUGGUUGACUUCCCAAUAAAUGACUUGGACAUGUCAGAGUUCCUUAUUAAUCCCAAUGCAGGGCCUUGCCGCUACAACUUGAUUGCUGUCUCCAACCACUAUGGAGGAAUGGGAGGAGGGCAUUAUACUGCUUUUGCAAAAAAUAAGGAUGAUGGAAAAUGGUACUACUUUGAUGACAGUAGUGUAUCCACUGCAAGUGAGGACCAGAUAGUGUCCAAAGCAGCGUAUGUGCUCUUCUACCAGAGACAGGACACAAUCAGUGGAACUGGCUUUUUCCCACUUGACCGGGAAACUAAACAAGGUGCUUCAGCUGCCACAGGCAUCCCACUAGAAAGUGAUGAAGACAGCAAUGAAAAUGAUAAUGAUAUUGAAAAUGAAAAUUGUAUGCACACUAACUGAUGGGAAGAACUAGAAGCCAUAAAAGAGACUCUAUUACUGGGGAUACAGAGUGAAAGAGUGAAAAUGCCCACCAAAUUAAGAAUAAAAAUCUGAGAUGGGGAGUUUCAGAUAAUAGAAUGUAAAUCUAUUACAUUUAAACAUGUGCAGUACUUGAAGCGAAACAAUAAAAACUUAAACAGAAAUUCUCUAAAGCAUUUACAGUCUCAUAUUCACAAGGUAUAUAUAGGAAAUCACAAAUAAACCCCUUUUAAGUUUUCUGCUGCUGUUCUGAUGGAUUAUGUUUUAUUUUGUUUUGGAUGUGAAUUAAUAAUUAAAAUAUUAAAUCUGUGGACUUCUGACAUUUACUUUCCUAGUACUGCAAAAAUACUACUGCCAAGUCUAGUUUCCUGAUGAAUAUAUACAUGUUCCUUAGGCUGCCAACAGACUACAAGUAAAAAUGUCAUAAAUUCCCAAAGUAGUUUUCUUGAAAUUUUUGUUUCUCUCUAUUUUUCUUUUUUUUUUUUUUCCUUUCCUUUUUUAUUCGGUCACAAUAGAAGAAAUAGCUUGAAAAAGGUGGUUUAACCUUUUGUGACAUAGUGAAACAUCCAGAAUAUUACAUUCAUCUUACUUCUGCUGUGGAACAGGUUCUGGAUUUCAUGCUGCAUUAACAAAAAAGGUUUUUAAUUAAAUGUAAGUAUCCAUUGUUGCUUGCUGGAAUCUACUCUGCAGACAUAAUUCCUGUUACCUUGCUUCUAAGACAUGCAUAUUUUUUUAUCUGAUAACAGUCCAAAAUUUAAAUUGUGCUAUAAAUUCUCUCUCCCCAGUUUUUGUAGUUUGACAGCUUGCAAACUACUUUGUAUUAAGGUCAGAGUUAAUAGUAUUCUGUAUCCAUAGUAAUGACUGUGUAUCAGGCUUAGUUGAGAAUUUUUUUCAGUAUGACCUGCCUUUAAAUUGUUAAUUAACAAAAUCACUUUAAAGGUAGGCCUUUUAAUUUUCUUUGUGUGUUCCGGAUGGAAUUCACCAUAGCCUUACAGUGUAUCUGAAAAGGUAACUCAUAAGAGAAUUGGCAUUUGCAUGUUCAAGUCAGAACCUGUACAGUAUAUAAGGCAUACAAACUCCAAGUUGGGUUUCAGUUAACUAUGUUCAGGGGUCCAGGAUGCCAAAAUAAGUGUGACAGUUUGAAAUAUUUUUUGAUUUGCUGCUUUCCCAUUGAUCUAGUUGGAAGAAUGUAUUGUUGAUUGCAUACAAUACUGCCUUUGAGAGGGGCUCUUAAAUGUGGGGGCACAUGUCACAUAUCUACUACCUGGAGAAUUGCUUGGUGUCCCACUGUUUAAAUUUUAAAAAAGAAAAAAAGCAAAAAGUAUGAUGUUCUUCACUUGAACUAAUCAAAUACAAUAGGUUAUAAAUUGUGUAUUGUAAAUAAAAGUUCACUCUGUGAGUGCACAUUUUGGUAAAUUAUUUAUUUAUGUUAGCAUUAAAAAAAGUUUAAAAAAUUGCAUUUGACCAGGAUAUAAAUGAGAUAUGUUGGACAUGGCUUUGCUUUAUACCUUGAUAUUAAAACUGGUGUUUCAUCCUGGUAUUUUAAAGCUGCUUUGAGGUUUUGUUUUUUUUUUAAUGUAAACUAACCUCCUGCAUGACAGAGGUUAAAAUUUUGUCUGCACUUGAGUUCACUUGGGUUUACAUUUGAAAUGCGCAUGUUUAUUUAUACAGAUUUCAAUAAAGCUAUUCAAGGCCUUA